Messenger RNA from Paecilomyces variotii, 779 nucleotides. RefSeq names its product putative glutathione S-transferase. Gene Ontology annotation, cellular component: endoplasmic reticulum; membrane; nuclear envelope. The transcript is spliced from 3 exons. The coding region runs from base 209 to 661 and encodes 150 amino acids. The record is from RefSeq and is a predicted model, not a curated record. Lineage: Eukaryota; Fungi; Ascomycota; Eurotiomycetes; Eurotiales; Thermoascaceae. Gene Ontology annotation, molecular function: glutathione transferase activity; glutathione peroxidase activity.
CCCGACCAGGCAACCAGUUAUUACGUCCACUGGACAAAUUCCACGUUUAAAGGUUGGAGAUAGUCCCCUUUAAUAAUAUUCCUGGAUCUCCCCUAGCAAUUGAACUCAUCUGAUUCAUUCAUCCAGGCAGCUGUCGCAAACUGAAUAUUCACCAUCUGCACCUUUGUCAUUACGGUUUCUGUCCGGGCUAACUUUGAACUGAGCAAAGAUGAUCACUAUCACACUCCCUGAGAAUUACGGCGCUGCCAUCGCCGUCGCACUGGGUGCGAUUCCUGUCCUUGGUUUUAUCCACGGUUUUGUUACCGGCCGUACUCGAAAGGCAGCCAAGGUUCCCUAUCCUCACAGCUACGCCAGUGUCGAGGAAUGCAAGGCCAACCCCAAGGCUGAGCAGUUCAACUGCGCUCAGCGUGCGCAUACCAAUUUCCUUGAGAAUGCUCCCCAGACGAUGCUUUUCACCCUGGUCGCCGGUCUGAAAUACCCGAACGCCGCUGCAGUCGCUGGCGCAGCUUGGGUUUUCUUCCGUUCGCUCUUCCUGUAUGGAUACGUAUACUCUGGAAAGCCCCAGGGAAAGGGCCGAAUGAUGGGUGGCAUGUUCUGGCUUGUCCAGGGAGCCCUUUGGGCAUUGACUCUUGGGGUCGCGAAGGACCUCGUGACCUUCUAAACUGUGUAUAGAUAUGUAUGAACUGAUAGGAUUAAAAAAAAGGCCACGUAGAUGCCUGCAGAAAUGAAGAUAUGGAAUAUUCCUGAAAACCUGACCUUUACAUUGCAGAAAAUAGUGC